Messenger RNA from Paraglomus brasilianum, 572 nucleotides. Lineage: Eukaryota; Fungi; Glomeromycota; Glomeromycetes; Paraglomerales; Paraglomeraceae. The record is from the annotation of a GenBank genome assembly.
UACACGAAUCGCCAAGUCGAGAUGGAUCCCGUAUAAUGCCAGAUCUCGCUGUCCAACCACAUCCUCUUUUUGUUCCACCACCACCAGUCCCACACCCUGGCCCCCCUCCGAGUGAUACGAGGGGAAAUCCUUAUUCGAGAAUAAUGGUUGAAGUAGCCGUGGGCCAAACCUCCUCCGACUUAAAAGAAAAGUGCAGGAAAUGGAAGCGAGAGCCGUAUGUACGAGCCAUACUCGGCAUCAAGCUUUACGAAAUAAAGAAUACACGCAAUGCUCAAGGAUACAGAGAUCGGGCCAUGAAGGCUAUUCUUUGGCGACAAGGGGCGCGAAGGCAAACGUGGAAAUUUGGGACCAUCAACAAAGACGGAUCUGCUACUGGCGUUAAUGGUUGUAAUGCCCUAAACAACCCGGACUAUAUAAUCAACAUCCCCGUUAGCGACGCGUUUUACGAUCCGCCGGUUCCUGCCAUUGGAUAUGUUCCGUUAGCACCACCACCUGCUAUAUUGAUGGCUACUAAUAUUACCAUUGACUUGUAUGAAGUUCAGCAAGCAGUUUUGCUUGUCCAGUCAAAGUGA